AUGAGCGAACGCGACCAUUUAUUGCCUCAUGGCGACGAGCAGCCUACAUUAAAGUCUUCAUUCAAAGCCACUGUGUUUUCUUCGAAGAUAAACUAUCUUCUUAUCUUUGUUCCUUUCGCUUUGGCUUUUUCCCAUGCUUCUGAUACUGUUGUGUUCUCUUUGAACUUUAUGGCUAUUAUUCCCUUGGCCAAACUUCUUGGUUUUGCUACUGAAGAAAUUGCUUUGAGAUCUGGUUCAGUUGUUGGCUCACUUUUGAAUGCUACUUUUGGUAAUGCUGUCGAACUUAUUCUUGGAAUGAUUGCCUUAAAGGAAGGAUUAAUCCGUGUUGUCCAAGCUUCUAUCUUGGGUUCUAUUUUAUCCAACAUUCUGCUUGUGCUCGGUUGCUGCUUCUUAUUAGGUGGUAUUGGCCGCUCAGAGCAAAACUUCAAUAUCACUGCUGCUCAAACCUCUACUUCUCUCCUGGGUUUAACCACUCUUUCUUUAUUGAUUCCUGCUGCUUUCAAUGCUACUGGUGCUACAACUGGUGGAUAUGAAUCUGGCAUCAUUAACUUGAGUCAUGGAACCGCUGUCAUCUUGUUGCUCGUUUACUUCUUAUACCUCGUUUUCCAAUUAAAGACUCACUCUGAAUUGUUUGAAGAUGAAGCUGAUGAAGACGAAAAACCCAAUACUACCCUUGGCUUUGCUAUUGCUUCAUUGCUUGUCAUUACCCUCUUCAUUGCCCUUCAUGCUGAAUAUCUUGUUGGAGCUAUCGAAGGUGUUGUUGAGGCCUGGGGUUUGAACGAAACCUUUGUUGGUCUCAUUAUUUUGCCCAUUGUCGGAAAUGCUGCUGAACAUGUAAGUUCCAUUACUUUUGCCUUGAAGAACAAGAUGAAUUUGUGUAUCGGUAUCGCCGUUUCUUCUUCUUUACAAAUUGGUCUUUUGGUGUCCCCCUUGCUUGUGUUGACUGGUUGGGCGAUCGAUGUUCCCAUGACAUUCUUUUUCGAAUUAUUUGAAACUACAGUCUUGUUCUCUAGUGUCUUGAUUGUUAACUAUCUUAUUGCUGAUGGCAAAUCCAACUGGCUGGAAGGCGCCUUACUCUUGGCUGUCUAUGCUGUUGUUGCCAUGGCUUUCUACUACCACCCUAGUUCUUAA
Messenger RNA from Rhizopus microsporus ATCC 52813, 1131 nucleotides. RefSeq names its product calcium/proton exchanger. Gene Ontology annotation, cellular component: fungal-type vacuole membrane. Gene Ontology annotation, molecular function: calcium:proton antiporter activity. Gene Ontology annotation, biological process: calcium ion transmembrane transport; intracellular calcium ion homeostasis. The record is from RefSeq and is a predicted model, not a curated record. The transcript is spliced from 11 exons. NCBI's taxonomy places the organism in Eukaryota, Fungi, Mucoromycota, Mucoromycetes, Mucorales, Rhizopodaceae. Bases 1 to 1131 code for a protein of 376 amino acids.